CUAUCCAGAACACAAAAGAAACCCAAAGAUCAGCACAGCGCUCCCGGCACGCUCCCUCCCGAGCCCCAGAGCCCCCCGAGCCGUUGGGCUCCGCCGUUAAACGGCCCCGCACCCUGUGGGUCCUGCGGCCCCGGGUCCAUCUCAAAGGCACAGCGUCCUUGGGCAUUGAGCGGACGGUUAAGGAAUAAAGCGGCUUCAUAACAUCACCCCAGGACAAGUCCUAUAGGUAUAAUUACUUGUAUUUUUUUCACUGAUGCUGGUAGUCACAAUAAGUUAUCUGAUCAGACUCCCAUGCUCUACCUACACACAAGAAAGCUGGGUUUGGAUUUUUGGUUAUGUUUUUUUUCUUCAGCUUAGCUCUUCCUCCCAUAUUGCCCUUUGCUGCCAAGCAAAAAGCUUUGUAGUGUCAUGGUUUUGUUGUUUGGAUUUUUUUUUUACACUGUAUUUGUAACUUUAGCUGAGACACUGGCUUGUGAUCACAUCUUUUUUUGAGAAAAAGAACAAGUGUAAAGAGAAAGGCUUUUAUAAGGAACAGUUUUCCUUACUGACUCUCACUGCUGCUCAUUUCUUUUGCCCAGUAGAUACCAGAUUAUUUGGUGGAUUUGUCCUUGUUUUUUGUUUGGACUGUUUUUUUGGUUUGCUUUUCUUCCCCUCAGGAAUAGGGAAUCUUCAGGAGAAAGUUUCACUAGAUGUUCUUAAUCAAAAAGCUGUCCAAAGAAAGUUCUGUAGAAUUGUAUAUAUUCAGGCUCAUGUGCAUGAGCAAAUAGCCCUGUAAAAUUUAACUUCAUGUCAUUUCUGGUACCUUCCCUUUUCUCUGACUGCGUAGAACAAUGAGUUUUGGUCCAAGUUGUUUAAUUUCUUUCUUUCGCAAGUGGGUGCUUCCCUGGUCAUGUAGAUUAAGAGCCAGCUACAUUUCUUUACUUGAAAUAAGAAGUUUAAACCUUAUUUAUAAAUGGUUUGUGGUUCCUUACCUCUUUCUUGAGAUUGACCUCAAGAGAUUGAUCAAACAUUGACCUCAUAAUUGUUUUGUGGAAGAUUAUUGGGUGGUCAUUUAAUGGAGAAAUAUCAGUAGUUUUAACAUGGCAUUAUAGCUUAGUACAAUUUAUUUAGAAGCGUCUGUUUCCUUUCUUUGGAAUCCUAGUUUAUUUUCCAUCCAGAUUCUGCUGAAAGGUAAAUCAUCCAUCACUCUUGACAUGGCAGCAUUUGAAAAGUCGUGUUUGGAAUUCCACAUGUUAAGCUUCUCUGUAUUUAGUAUGUCUAGUGCUCAAUUUCUAUUGUGACUUUCAUUUUCAGUCUAUAAUAAACUCCUUGCAGUUCUUGUCUUUUUCUCCUGGUUAAUUGUACAGCUUUGCUGCUGCAUUCCCUGUGUUUUAGCUUAUAUUUACAGUUGAUAAAUGGCUUAUGUAAUACAGAGGGAUAGAAGUUCCAAACUGUAUAAACUAAACAGUUAGGCAUGCACUCUUAUACUCCCUGCUCACAAUUUGGUUUUUUUGAGCAAACAAGUUCAUGGACUUUUAAGUUCUAAACCUGUCAAUCCUUCCUGUAACCUAACAAGGCCUAACGGAUUCUGUGCUGGAAGAAUAAACAAAAGAUGUGAAGAUGCAAAUUGGUCAUUAAAUGUGGUCUAAGGAACUGAGUUCUUUGUAGUUCCUAGGGAAAAAAGGGUCUUGAAUCAGGUAGUAUGGUGAAGGAAAUCUAAUGAGGAAACUUUUAGAACUUGAGUAUGUGUAUGAAUUAAAAAAGCAAACAAACAAAACCCCAAGCGAGGGUCUCUGGCAUUUGAAUAAACUUGGACCUCUGAAAGGUUUUGAUUGUUUUUAAAUGCAUGUAGUCCUGGAACUUACAUGCUUAGAUGCCUGGAACAACAACAGCAAAAAUAUUUGCACAGAUGGGAGAAAAGUAGAUACUAGUGUUAAAAAUAUCAGGACGUUUUGAGAUAGUUAGCAUUUACGCUUACAGAUUUUAAAUGUUUGUGCUGGUUUUGAUUCAGGUGUGAAAUAUUGAGGAGAGCUUGGAAUGAAACACUGUGUUAAAGAUAUAUUUUUUAAAGGCUGGAAACAUUUGAGAAUAAAAGCUUUAGGCGAUCUGUUUAAAUAUAUGCAUGCUUUGAUAAUAGAGUUGAUAGGGUGAGAAAAUCAGCUCUCAUUGUAUUUGGAAUAUUAUAUGUUAAUUUUAUGUUUGUAUCCAUAACUAAUAAGUUCACUUUUUUGCUAGUAUCUAGCCAAGAACUAUAGUCUUCUCAGGUCCUGCUUGAGCAGGAAAAAAUAGAGCUUGAAUGACAGACUUCUUGCUGCUUGUAAAAGCACCAAAUUUUUUCUUGAAAGUCUUUCACUGCUCACUUUUUGCUUUCAGUCUGAGUUGAAAGUAUUUUGUCUACUGGAAGGAAGAGCAUGGUGGAACAAUUACCUAAACGACGCUUACUUGAACUUCAUUUUUUACUUGCUACUUAUUUAUACUUAGAUCUAAAAAAGAUUGCAAGUUCUCUUGUUUGCAUUUUGUAAUGUAAACAGUUGCUCUUGUGUAGUUACUGUAACUUGAACAUGCUCAUAAAUACUGCUUUCAUGAACACGUGCAGGAGCUUAAGGAAAGAUGAGAGAGAUGUCUAAAGCAAGGUAAGAGAAUUAGAAUAAUUUGAACAAAAUGUUAUGUGGGAAGAGAGCAAUGGAAACGGAAAAUGCAGCUUCCUAGUAAAAUAAAGCAGUAACAUCUUAAUUUUAUUGAAGAUUAUAUGAUUGGGCAUUUUGCUUUUUUUGUUGAAGCCUCAGACUUUUUUUGUUUAUUAAUGGGCUUCAAAGAAAGAUGUGUAAAAAGGAAAUAAGUCUAAAUGCUGUCACAUAUUUAGGUAGUUUUAUAAAUUGUGGGAUAAGCUAAUUCUGGAGAGUGGGUUAUUUUAGCAUGGGGGCUGGCAGCACAAUGAAUAUGACCCAGUCAGAAUAGAUAGGGGUUAUAAUGACCUGGUUAGUUUGUGAUCAAUGCCUAAGUCCCUUUUCCUUCUCUCUGGUACAACUAGCCCAGGAAGAAUAAUUGUCCAGUGCAGUAAAGGAGGAAAUAACCAUCAAUCACUAGAGAAAAUGGAUGUGGCCUCAAGAAAGAAAAUAGAAAAAACAGCUGAAAGAAAAUAGAGAAUGCUUUACGAAAUUCUACCAUUUUACCAGAGUGGAUUUUACUCUGUAGCUAAACUGCCUGUGUUGUUUCAUAAAAAAAGUAGGCGUCUGAAUCCAUUUUAGUUAUAGUGGUUUUGUUUAUUUGUGUAAUGUACUUAUAAUUGGGGGACUUGGUGGGGUUGGUUUUGUUUUGAUUUUUGGUUUUUGUUACUUAGGGCUGAGAGCUAGAUGGCUGUCUGAUGCACUGUACUAAACCUUCUCCAAGUGCUGUUGUACAGCAUGAAAUCCUAUUUUACAGUCAUUCCAGGUUAGUAGGGUGCAUUCAAAAGUAUAUCCCUCUUUUUUUUUUUUUCUUUUUGCUAAUGUGCCAUUACAACAGAUUUUACAGUUUUUUCUCACUCAAGUCUGCAGGGCCACCUCAUGUGUGUGAGAACAAUCUAGAGAACAUGUAUUUUAUGCAUUAACAGGAUUGAUUACUUUGAGCAGAAGUAAACAGGAUUGUUUAUUUUGCAUUGAAGAUAAUGGUAUUUCAUGGUGUCAUUAAAAUGACUUAUAUUAACCUUUCUUAGUUGGCAUCUUCACCAUAAAAGUGCUCAACUUCAGUCAGCCCCUAGGCUGAGCUUGCAAAAGUAGGGCACUAAAAAUCAUACAUAAAUGUAUGUAUGUAUGUGUGUGUGUAUAUAUAUAUAUAUCUCUCAACAAGUCUUUAACCAUAUAACCCAACAAAGUCUGAGGUAUAUUUCAAUUAAGCAGUACGCCAUUACAGAAAACAGUAAGCUUUCAUGACAAAUUUUUUUUUUGCAAUUCCAAAUUCCAUACAAAUUUCCACACUGCCUCCUUGAUUAUCCCACAAAUGAUCCCAUUGAAGCUGGUGGUGGUUACUGUGAAAUGAGUGCAUUACUCAGUAUGUUAGAAUUGGAUGUCCAUAUUAGUUUUGUAAUUUAGAUUGUGGCAAGGCCUGUAUGUGCUAUACAAAAUUAAGGAUUCAGAGUAAGUUGAAGUUCAUAGUGAUGGAAGAACAAAUUCUUCCUAAAGUAAGUCAUUAUCUUUGAGUUUAAGACUUAACACCUAAUAAGAAAUAUAAACAAUAGGAUAUCUGAUAGAAAUUUGAUGUGGAGCUGGGUUUUUGUUUGUUUGGGUUUUUUUAAUGUGGAAUAGAAGUAAUAUUUUACCCAUCUUUGUUUCUCCUAAGAAGAUUUUUAGGACUGAAGAGCUGACAAUUUGAAGGUAGACCAGUAAGGGGAGCUCUUACCAAUAUUUUAAGCUGCUUUAAAAAAAAUUGUUGCAGCUUGGGCAAUGGUGGUUCAGAGACUUACUGUGCUUUGGAACAUUAGAUAUGCUUUCAACUAGAGAUGAACGUUCAACUUCAAAGGAUCCUUCUCAAAAGAUAUUUUCUGUUGGAGAUUUUGGAAUAUUUUUAGCUCAGAAAUUUCUUAGAUGUUUAGGUAUCCAGUGUUUCCUUUCUAAACUGAGGUACACAGCCAUGUUCCAUUAAAAUGAUGUCUGAAAUGUGGUCUUCCUGUCAGAUGUUACUGGUAGGUCUGUGUAUCUCCCCACCAUGAGCCUGCUUUAGAAGUUGCUCCAUAUUAAGUUACAUAAUUUUCAGUGAGUGUAAAUCAAAAGAAGACAUUGUUGAUAAGAAGUAACAUUUAUUAUUUUUUUCCUCUUUGUUUCCUCCUAAUACAAAAUGCAUGUGAUUGUAGGGUACCUGUUCCUCAAAUCACAUGCAUCAUGCUGUAUGGAAGAAGACCAUGCAACAUUCAGUCUUACUGUAUUUGAGUCUGCACUGGGGAUUUCUGCAUCUAUAUCCUUACAGUGUUGCUCAUAGUGCAUGCAAAUGAGACAUAGAGAAAGUUUUCCCCUCAUUGACCCCCAAAUGAGUAGCUUUAUUGGUUUACACGUAUAUAAUGGUAAAAUUCAGUAUGUUCCCUAAACAAACAAAAAACUGCAACACCUACCAAUUGAGUUUUAAUAUGAGGGGAAACCUCCCCUAAGAAUUUGAAUAUUAGGGAUUGUAUUUUUCACGUAGACUGAAAAAGUAAUUUUCUCACUUCUGAUUGCAUAGCACUAGUAAGAUGAUUAACUGCAGAAUAGAAACAGACUAUAAAAUUGCUGCCCAGUGAAAAUACUUUAAAAGUGAAAAUUUUAGACCAUUAUUGUUAGCUUUUAGCUUUUUGUGCUUGAGCAAUUUGAGGUGUUAGUAACAACAAUUGUAAGGUUCCUGGAAGAAGUCUUAAGACUCAUAAUACCCAUGCAGGAAUGUGCUUGAACACACCAAAGGAAACCCAUCCAACACCAAAACUGACAGAUAAUUGGUUAGCCACAUAACUAUUCCCUCAGGAAAGAAACAGCAAGCAAAAUUUCUGGAUGACUACAGACUGAAGGAGUUGGCUGUCAGAGCUGUACAGCUCUGUUUCUAUUACAGAAAGGAUGGACCCAGCUGUAAAUCGCAGGAUGUGCAGAGUGAUGGGUACGCUUGCAGUUGCGAAGAUACCCCUUGCAGAUAAGAUAGUAGUGCAUGUUUCUGCAAUUUUGGCAUAGCUCAUACACUGUCAGUAGAGAGAGAUACACCAAGCAAAUGAUCUCUCACCAUUUUGUGUGUCGUGGUCCUGAUGUGAGCAGAGGGGUGAGAUGGGAGGGCAAAAGAGAAAAAAGGCAGGAAAGAGGGGGAAGAGUAUUUUAGGCUUGUAACUAUUAUUUCCUUUUAAUGCUGAAAUUGAGCAAGAUCAGAAGGAGCAUAAAGAUCAAAAAAUUUACUUGCAAUUAACUAGAACUUAAUUGGUUUACAAAAGGUUCUGUGUUUAUCAUCAGACCCAACAUAUCAACAAGGACUGGGAGAGAAAAUUUUCUUAAUAUUACACCUCCUAUUCUACAUUGUCCUGAAUGGGACCACUUUUCUAUGUGGAAUGAUACUGUAGUUUUACUUCCUCUUAAUCUCUUUGUUCUCCUACACUGGCAACUUUAUUUGGUGUAAGACAUGUUUUGCAUGUGUGUCAUAUGUAUGUCAUUAGAUAUACAGGUAUUCCAGAAGCUAGAGAUUCAGCAGCAGUGAGUAACCCUGGAAUACUGAUGACCUUCUGUAUCAUCAACCAGCUUGAAAUUAAGAUAUGACAAAAAAAUGUCUCUUCAGCUGUAAAAUGAAGCAUGCUCCCUAUAUUUGAUUUUGCUUUUGGUCUAAAUGGAGACUAAUUUUAUCUUUUAAUUUUAGGAAAGUUAUGGAAUCAGAAUAAAACUGAAGAAAAAUGAAGCCUGGUUUCUUAAUGAAUAUUUGAAAUCAAUAUUGAGUUGGAAGAAUCCAGGAAUUUCAAGUUUUGAGUAGCGGGCAUCUUACAAGAUUACCACACCUAAACUGAAAAGGCAGAUGCAGCUCUGAGUACCAGAUUGGUGUGUGCACUGCAUAUACAUGAAAACCCACGUUUUUGUCAUCACGUAGACUUGCUCUGGCGUAUUCCUGAGAGCUUUGCAAUUGAUGAAAAUUAAUUUGAGAACCAGAUGCAGCACCUUUGCAGCACAGGAAUCAGUAAUCCAUGGAAAGACACCUGCCAGUAAUGUUCAACUUUCCACAUGGUCUUCACAGGUGAAAAAAGUUUGCAAGAAGAGAAAGAAAAAACACCCUCUGCGCAGAAAAAGCCUAAUAAAAACCUCCACAAUCUAAAUCAAUAGCUGUGAGGGAAACAGAAGAAUCAAGAGGGCAGAGGAGACUGAUUUAGUUCUAGCAGAGGAAUAAUGUAUGGUCUUCAGCACAUUUUGCUUUGGGCUCAGUAGAUUGUGAAUGGACUAAUAAAUUGUGACCUUCUGCUGAGUAAUGAUGACUGGAAGUAAAUAAGUUGAGGAACUAUGGGACAAGUCUGGGCAUUGAACUGAGCAAACCUCGCCAUCCUUCUUGAGUUAACCAGGUCAUCAAACUUGCAUAUUCUUUCUCCCUCUCCUUUUUCCUCUUUUCACUUAGUGUGGUAUAAGUACUAGCUAAUUGAGCUUAUAAAUGUUAUUCAAAUAAAACGAUUGGAAUACUUCAUAUGUUUCCUUCUUGUAGAGCUGCAAAUGUUGUGUCUGGAACUAUGAAUCUGUGCUGUAGACAAGCAUCAAGAAGGAAAGAUCUGAUCAAACAAGCAAGGAAAAUACCUAGAGAAAUAGUGAACCCAGGAAGUCAGAUUUUUAAUGCUGCUUCUCUUUCUUUUUUAGAUGAUUAUAUUUCUUCCUUCCUUGAAUUUUAGAAGAUUUUGAAAGAGUGCUUACUUGAUGUGCUUUAAUUCUGGCAUUUGUUUUUUAUGGUAGAAUGAAAAGUCUGUGAUUCCUUGUAGCAGAAAAAAAGGGAAAAGUAAAGGAAAAACAGCUUGACAUUUUAGCCUGUUUCACAGGAGAGAGAACUUCAUGGUUCACCUGAGGCAAACUUACCUACUUUGAAAGCUAAAAGCUUUAGAGCAUUUUUGAUUCUGCUAUAAAUGAAGAGGGGGUUCUUUUUCAUUCGUGUGUGGCAGCAAAAAGUGGGAAAGCAGGCAAGAUAGCGCGAUAAACAGUUCAGGCUGUGUUGGGUCUCUGGUGGAAAAAAAGUGCUGCAAUGAAAAUUGGAUUGGCUUUGGAUUGCAAAAACUUUUGAGUCCAACGAGCAGUUCAGUACCAAGAGGGAUUUCCCAACUGGCCUGGCACACCAGUGCCUGCACAAGUUCGGGUCUGUUGUUUCACACGGUUUGUGUGCCUUUUUUUCCCUUUAUGCAAUCUCUUUCAGCUUUAGCAGCAGAAAUACAUCAGAUGGAAAAGAUAUGCCAGAGGGCAGCUUGGAAAAGAGGAAUGUCAUAUAUAUACAUAUAUAUGUAUGUGCGUGUGUUUAAAUUUCUGCAACUGAACUUUUGAAGAAAAUCUGACUGGAGGAAAUUUUAAAAGCCUUAAGUUACUUGAAACCUACACAUUUGCAACUCUUUGUCUCUGGAAUUGCAUUACACUAAACUGGAAUCUCAGGCUGUAUAAAGAUUAUAUCAAGUUGAGCAAAAAGAUGACUUAACCAUUUCUCGAGCGCCUCUUAUGAAGUAGCUGUUUCUCCAAAGGAUAAGUGCACCCCCACUCUACAGACUCAAACAAAAAUGAACCUGAAUUUUUUUUUUAAGUGUUACUUUUUCUUAGCCAACUGCCAUCAUCUUUUAUAGAGGAAUUUUUCACUAUGCAUUUGGUGGAUAUUUAUAAACACUGACCCCAUCCUCCUCCCUUUCAAUGAUCUAUCCCAGGUCAGUCUUACCAAUAAAAAAAAAAAAUUGAUUUAAAUUUUGUGCACUAGACAUAUUACUUUCUUAUGUCAAAAAAUAAAAUAUUUAAAAAGCAUGUAUGCAGCAGUGGAACAUGGGCCUGUUCUUUGCAGCGAUUCCAACAUCCUCUGCCUCUCCUGGAAAGGGAGAGUCCCCAAGAGUGAGAAGGAGAAACCAGUGUGCAGGAGGCGGUACUAUGAGGAAGGCUGGUUGGCAACAGGCAAUGGCAGAGGAGUUGUAGGCGUCACUUUUACUUCCAGCCAUUGCAGGAGGGACCGGAACACCCCUCAGAGAAUCAACUUCAAUUUGAGGGGCCACAACAGUGAGGUUGUGCUGGUGAGAUGGAACGAACCUUUCCAGAAAUUAGCAACCUGUGAUGCAGAUGGAGGAAUAUUUGUUUGGAUACAAUACGAAGGCAGAUGGUCAGUGGAGCUUGUCAACGAUCGUGGGGCACAGGUAAGCGACUUUACAUGGAGCCAUGAUGGGACUCAGGCACUUAUCUCCUAUAGAGAUGGAUUUGUGCUGGUCGGUUCAGUCAGCGGACAAAGACACUGGUCUUCAGAAAUAAACUUGGAGAGUCAGAUCACCUGUGGCAUAUGGACUCCAGAUGACCAACAGGUACUGUUUGGCACUGCUGAUGGACAGGUUAUUGUCAUGGACUGCCAUGGCCGAAUGCUGGCCCACGUGCUCCUUCACGAGUCAGAUGGCAUCCUCAACAUGUCCUGGAACUACCCCAGCUUCCUGGUGGAGGACAGCAGCGAGAGCGACACGGACUCUGACGACUAUUCCCCACCACAAGAUGGACCAGCUGCAUAUCCAGUCCCAGUGCAGAACACCAAGCCACUACUUACUGUCAGCUUCACGUCAGGAGACAUCAGUUUAAUGAACAAUUACGAUGACUUGUCUCCUACUAUCAUCCGCUCAGGGUUGAAAGAUGUGGUGGUACAGUGGUGCACACAAGGAGACCUGCUUGCAGUAGCAGGCAUGGAGAAGCAGAACCAGCUGGUUGACCUCAGCAAUGGUUCCCUGUUGAAAAGCGCACUUGUCAAGUUCUACAACGUGCGUGGGGAACAUAUCUACACUCUGGAGACACCUGUGCAGCGUCCCAUCAUCUCGAUCUGUUGGGGUCACAGGGAUUCCCGCCUGCUGAUGGCUUCUGGGCCCGCGCUGUACGUGGUCAGAGUGGAGCACAGGGUCUCCAGUCUGCAGCUGCUGUGCCAGCAGACCAUCGCCAGCUCUCUGCGGGAUGACAAGGACAUCAGCAAGCUGACCCUGCCCCCUCGGCUCUGCUCGUACCUCACCACUGCCUUUAUACCAACAAUCAAGCCUCCAAUCCCAGACCCAAACAAUAUGAGAGAUUUUGUCAGCUACCCAACAGCUGGUAAUGAACGGCUUCACUGCACGAUGAAGCGGACAGAAGAUGACCCAGAGGUCGGUGGUCCAUGUUACACUCUGUACUUGGAAUACCUUGGGGGACUGGUGCCCAUCCUGAAAGGACGUCGUAUCAGCAAGUUGCGGCCAGAGUUUGUCAUCAUGGAUCCUAAAACAGACGGAAAAGCAGAUGAAAUCUAUGGAAACAGCUUGAUUUCCACUGUGAUUGACAGCUGCAACUGCUCUGACUCCAGCGAUAUCGAACUCAGUGAUGACUGGGCAGCAAAGAAAUCUCCAAAAAUCAGUCGAGCUAGCAAAUCACCUAAACUCCCCAGAAUCAAUAUAGAAGCUCGCAAAUCUCCAAAGAUGUCACGAGCUGCACAGGAGAUCUCAAGGUCGCCAAGGUUACCAAUACGGAAACCCUCUAUUGGUUCGCCAAGCCUGACACGAAGAGAGUUUCCUUUAGAAGAUAUUACUCAGCACAACUACCUUGCUCAGGUCACAUCUAAUAUCUGGGGAACCAAAUUCAAAAUUGUGGGCUUGGCUGCUUUCCUACCAACUAACCUUGGUGCAGUAAUAUAUAAAACCAGUUUGCUGCAUCUGCAGCCCAGGCAGAUGACAAUAUAUCUCCCAGAAGUGCGGAAGAUUUCAAUGGACUACAUUAACAUGCCUGUCUUUAACCCAAAUGUUUUCAGUGAAGACGAAGAUGAUUUACCAGUGCCUGGCGCCCCCGGCGCGCCCGCCAGCAGCCCGCCCUGCACCGUCAACAUCCCCAUCGCGCCCAUCCACAGCUCGGCGCAGGCCAUGUCGCCCACGCAGAGCAUCGGCCUGGUCCAGUCGCUGCUCGCCAACCAGAACGUGCAGCUGGACGUGCUGGCCAACCCGCCGGCCGAGGCGGGGGGCGAGGGGCCGGGACCCUUCCCGGGGGCUCCGGGCCGCUUUCCCGGCCCCGGGGCGGCGGCGCUGGCCGUGGGGGAGCUGGGCCGCCCCGCCCCGCCGCCGCCGCCGCUGGCCCCGCCGCCCCCCGCGCCCCCCGCCAUCGCCCUGGCCGACCUGCGGGACCACGGCGACCGCGAGCAUGAGCCCCCGCCCAAGGCCAAGGCCCCGCGGCCGGGGCCACAGCUGGUAGAAGGGGACACCGUCAUCUUCGGGGCCGCUCAGGAGCUGCAGCUGAACAAGAUGAACCCGCCGCCUCCCUACCCCGGCACCAUCCCCGCCGCGCCCGCCACCGCCCUGCCGCCCCCGCCCGGCCCCCCGCAGCCGCCCCUCGAUCUCUGCCUCAAGAAGGGAGAGUUCUCCCUCUACCCGGCGGGGCACUACCAGACGCCCCUGGGGUACGAGCGGAUAACUACGUUCGACAGCAGCGGGAACGUGGAGGAGGUGUGCCGGCCUCGCACCAGGAUGCUCUGUGCCCAGAGCACCUACACCCUGCCGGGCCCCGGCAGCUCUGCCACCUUGCGCAUCACAGCUGCCGAGAAGAAGAUGCAGCAGCCCUGUGCCAGCGCCACCUUGAACCGGCUCACGGUCCCCCGUUACUCCAUCCCAACCGGGGACCCGCCGCCCUACCCUGACAUUGCCAGCCAGCUGUCCCAGGGCAGAAGCAUGGCUCAGAGGCUGGACAGCAGUAUCAUUCAUGCUACUCUGCGGAGGAACAGCAGAGAGGCAGCGCUGAAAAUGGCUCAGCUGAUGGAUGGUCAGAGAGCCACCUUGCAACUUCCCCCUAAGGCCAAGAGCAACAUUGUGACGGCACAGUACCAGCAGAGAGUACCCACGGCCUUGUACACCUGCAGCCAAUGCAGCAGUGGUGGCAUUGGCAACAGCAGCAGUGCGAGUGCUGGUGGUGCGGGCAACAUCGCUAGUGCCAGCACUUCCAGUAUUGGUGGCAUGAGACCUGAUCUGAGCACGGGGAGUGGCUCCCAACACAGCUCUGUCAUUGCUCACUCUGUCAGUACUUCGCCUCUGGCCUCCCAGUCCUCCUACAGCUUGCUGAGCCCGCCUGACAAUUCCCGUGACCGAGCGGAUUAUAUCAACUCCGCCUUCACGGAGGAUGAGGCCCUUUCUCAGCACUGCCCGGUGGAGAAAUCAGUACGGCACGUACCUGUGUCCUUGACAGAGGCUACCCUUAGUGUAAAACGGCCACCACCAUACCAGUGGGAUCCUAUGGUGAGUGAAGAGAUAUGGGUUCCUCAGGAAAGGACAUCUCAGAGCUCAGUGCCCAACCCUCUAAAACCUCCUCCGCUCAUCAUUGGUCAAGCUCAACAUCUGGAUAUGUCUCGAGUGCCAUUUGUUUCCCCCAAGUCUCCAACCAGUCCCACUGCCACUUUUCAGACGAAUUACGGGGUUGGAGUACCUUACCCAGGAGGCUACAGUGCCCCACCCCUUCAGGGAAUGCAGGCCCCCUGCUCCCCCAAAGAAGCUCUGGCCCCAACACAGUUUGCACAGCAGGAGCCCACAGUUGUGCUUCAGCCAAGUUAUCCAUCCAACCUCUCCUAUUGCCCUUUGCCACCCAUGUACCCGGGAAGUAGCACUUGCUCUAGUUUACAGCUGCCACCGAUCGCCUUGCACCCAUGGAGCUCCUACAGCACCUGCCCACCUGUACAGAACCCCCAGGGCACCUUGCCCCCCAAGCCACUCCUUGUGGUGGAGAAGCCAGUGAUGUCUCCCCCGCCAGCAGAGCUGCAGGGCCAUGUGGGCACAGAGGUAAUGGUGGAGACCGCAGACACUUUCCAGGAGGUGCUCUCCUUGACAGAAAGCCCUGUUCCUCAAAGGACAGACAAAUUUGGCAAGAAGAGUCGGAAACGCCUGGACAGUCGAGCUGAGGAAGGAAAUGUGCAGGCUAUCACUGAGGGCAAGGUCAAAAAGGAGGCAAGGACACUGACUGACUUCAAUUCACUGAUAGCCAGCCCUCGGCUGGGGAGGGAGAAGAAGAAGGUCAAGAGCCAGAAAGAUCAGCUGAAGUCCAAGAAACUGAACAAGACGAAUGAGUUUCAGGACAGUUCAGAGAGUGAGCCAGAGCUUUUUAUCAGUGGAGAUGAACUGAUGAACCAGAGUCAGGGCAGUAAAAAGGGUUGGAAAACUAAAAGGAGUUUGAGGACAGCCAGUGAGCUGGAUGAAUUCAAGUGCCGGAAGGCCAGUGAGAAGGAGGAUGGGAGACUGGGAAGCCAAGGCUUUGUGUAUGUGAUGGCCAACAAGCAGCCACUGUGGAAUGAGGCAACGCAAGUCUACCAGCUGGACUUCGGAGGGCGGGUGACCCAGGAGUCAGCAAAAAACUUCCAGAUUGAGCUGGAAGGACGACAGGUGAUGCAGUUUGGAAGAAUUGAUGGCAAUGCUUACAUUUUGGACUUUCAGUAUCCAUUUUCUGCAGUGCAAGCCUUUGCUGUUGCUCUGGCUAAUGUGACUCAACGCCUCAAAUGAACAAGCAGAGACUGGAGAGAGGAAAAUAAUAACCUUCUCAUAAAGUCCAAACCGGAAAAUGUCAGGGCAGCCUGCUUUAGGUGUGCAGAGAUGCCUGGGAGUUAAGAAGGCAGUAAAACUGGAAAAGUCUCUUGGUGCCCACCAGAAGGGCAUUAACUCUAAUCAGUCUCGGGGUGGAGGGUGGGGGGCUGUUUUCUGUUUGUUUGUUUGUUAGCUUGUUUGUUUUCCGGUUUCUUUUUCUUUUCAAGCGUUGUGCUGGGUCUCAGAAAGAGCGAAGGGUUGAGAACCAUUCAGUGUUACGUGGAGAAGUGUGGCUUUUGGCUUGUUGUGGUGGUUCUGCUGUGUGUGCUACAGUAGCUGGUGUAAGCUCAUGGGGGGAUUAAAACAGACUGCUCUUUUUGAUAGACUGCCUUAUCUCAUGCUCUUCUUUUUAAAACAGGGAACAUGACUUUUUUCUGGUCCAGUUUGUACUACUACUACUACUACUCUAUUACUAAAACGUCAGUGAUAGCAACAAAAAAGUAGAAAAAAAAAAGAAGCUGUAAUACUUGAAGAUAUGUUUCUUCUCUGAUAUCUGCUAAUAAAUGAGCACCACAGGUUCCAGGGAGGCUUAUAUAGGUAAACAUUUAAUUUACAAACAGUGAUGAGAAAGAGAAGAGAAAAAAUUGUUGCUGAUGGGUUGUCAUGGUUUACGAAUGGUAUUCCCCAACUUAGUGUUUCCACAAAAACACUCCAAACCAUGCACCACUCGCUCACUCCCCUGUCCCCUUUUCCCUUCCCUGUGGUGGGAUGAAGAGGAGAAUUGGAGGCACAAAAGGUAAAGAUCACAGGUAGAGAUAAGAAUGAUUUACUGCAAACAGCAGUAAAUAAGAAAUAAGAAAACAAACAGUAACAGCAGCAGUGUUAAUAACAGAGUGCAGAGAGGCGAAGGAUUCACACGUGAGUGCUCACCACGGGGAAAGCUCUGCCAAUACCUGACUGUGCUGCCACACUAUGCCAGCCAGAUGGGACCCCUUCCCACGGCCCCAGAACAUGAUGGGAGGUGGUAUAGAAUAACCUCUGAGUUCUAGCCAUGUCCUCUCCUGGCUACUGCAAAAAUUAACUCUGUCCUGGCUAGAACCAGAGUUUAAAAACCCACUGUAUCAAAGAAGUUGAUGUCUGCUUGUUUUGUGUGCUGUUAUUGAGGAUAAACAUCUUUCAGUAGGUGACAGAAGACAGAGGAGCAAAUAGUUACAAGCAUUGCUUCUUUUGUUACUGGCAUAAACAUCUUUCAGUAGGUGAGAGAAAACUGGAGAGGAAAUAAUCAUGAGCAUUGCUUUUUUCUUCACAUUGGUCAGCAGUAUUCUCUGAUUUGGCCUGUAGCUGGGAGAGGUACAGUGUGAUCAGAUCUAUCUCUGAGGCUGUGCCUGUGCUUGUUCCUCGUUUCAGUGUGUUUACACUGUGUAAACAGUCUUUCCAGCAAAUGAGAAGACCCAGUGUAUUCAGUCCUCUUAGCAAUCAGUAUCAAUCAAAUGCUACAACAGUGCUUGAGUUAGGAAGGAGACAGAAGUGUAGCAGGUCAUUACAAGAAGAAAUUUCAUCAGGGAAGGAAAUUCAUUACAGAAAACAACAUCAUGGCUGGCUGGAGAACAAAUGAGUUGAAAAAGAAAGGAAAAACUGGACAGAAUCGUCUUUUGUCACCUUGCUACUUGGUCCAGCUAAGAGCAGGAAGCCAAUGUCAACAUGGAGUGUUACAGAGGAAAGCUUAAUAACAGCAGUAUGACUGUGCAGAUCUCUCUGGUGCACAUGCAGACCUGUUGAGCAUUUCAGAAGGUUGCUUGCACAGAAGAGUUUCUUUUUUGUCCACGUGUUGUGCACAUGUUUAUUUACUUUUUCUCUUUCUUCCUGGUCAGCAUUUUGCUACAGAAUAUGUUUUGAUAUGGAAGUAGUUUGACCAGUGUUACACAAACUCCCAAAGUAUUCAUAUAAUUAUUUGGACAUUAGAUUACAAAACAUCACAGCAGAUUUUUUUCAAGGCCCACUGGGAAAGAUUUGCUGGUUGAGAUGUCGGUGGCUGCUUUGUCUUUCGUCCACAUUUUAACUUCUUUACUUGAAAAACUUGGUAUAAUUUAAGAUGAAUAUGUGUGAUUUUCUCUUUUUCUUGAGUCCUAGUAGUAGAGCAGAUGUGUGUUGCAUUUGAUUUAUUCUAGAGGAACAUUUCACAUAAGACCCUGCUGUAGUAGAAAUUACCAAUACACAGUGAGCUUCUAAAUUCUGCUCUGCUGAGGCUUCCAGAGCUGUACAACACAGAGGAGCAAUGCCAGUCAGAGGAGUUUCAGAGAGUUGCCAAGGGAGGGGAUGAGUUAGAUUGGGUAAUGCCCCACAGGGUAGGUCCAGGAAAAAACACCUGUAAGAUGGUUUCAUUGGAGAGAGGAAAGAGAAGUAGGAAGGAAGGAGCAGGGCAGUAGAUGGUACCAUGCCUGUAUUAUCCCAAAGCUUAGCAGCUUCUGCUUUUGUGUGAGAUUGGUCAGGCUCAACAUGACCCUUGGCAUCUAUCAGAUUGUUGUUUUCUUUAAUUAAUUAGUUUUGUUUCCAUUAAUUGUCUGGGCCCGUUUGUGUUCUUUUUCACGUGCAUGAUUUAUUCAGCAGUUUGAGUGCCUGUAUGUAUAACGUGUAUGGAACAAAGGAACCGAAAUAGAUUUGGUUCUGGUCCCUUGAAAAUCAAUGGAAAUGUUUAACUUGUUUUUUAUUGAGGAAACACUAUUAAGCCCCUUGUCUAUAUUGAGUUAUAUACUGUAAAAACAGUAGGUUGAAUUCUUAGUCCAUUGAUCCCAGUACACAAAGAGGGAAGUUGGCUGAUGAGAAUCCUCACCUGCCCUAAGGUCUGUGCUAGCCAGCUGUACCCUAAUUAGUGUUUCACAGGCGCACACUGAACACUCUAAGACAAGAAACAUACCAGGGCUGGCUUGUUUGCUUGCUGAGGGAAGGGCCACUUAGUCAUGUGUCGGAAAUACUCAGCUGGAAGAACAUCAUUAGCCAAAAUUCUUAUUACAUGGAAACAAAGCGAAUAUUCUUUUCUGAAGAAAAUCUCAUUAAGUAGAAGAACUACAGCAUACAGUUUCUUUAACCUUCCAGAGAACAUUAUUCCUCUUCACUUCGUUCAUUGCCAAAAUUUUCCAGUUAUUAGCAGUUUUAUUCUAAUGGAGAACCAAGAUCUGAAACCCGAUAAAAACAAGUAGCAGAGUUAGUAAUUUGGUUUCAUUGGUCCAGGUCAUGAUUGCAUCCUUCUGAUGGCACUCACAAAGAGCCUUGGCAUAGAAAGAGCUCUGGUUUCUGCCCCAGCAAAGAACAAGGAAUAAUUAUAAAAAUUUGGGAAAAUAAAUGCUAUUUCCAACAUCCUUUCUGUUUACUUGUCAGAAAAUUCUAUAAGAUAAGAUAAUCUUUUAUCUUUUUGAAAAUAACUUAGCCAAGUCUCUUUAACUGAUUUUAAUGUGUAGAGAAUACCCUGUAUUAGAGAGAGAAAAUGCUCUCAAAUAUAUAGAAUUUUAAUGAAAGGAGUGGGAAAUAUGUAAAAGUCUGAGUGUACAACUGGAUCCUAAAUUAUACAAAGAACAAGUGAAAGUUGGUUUAUUUCCAUUGAGAUACAAUAUAGGAAACAAAUUUAAGAACGCCUCCAAUUAGUCACUUAAAUCCUGAAGAUUGCUAUUGCAUUCAGCCAAAAGAUAGGUGUUACAUUUUCUAUUUCAUUAGUGAAACUCAGUUUUUCUGUAGAUAACUUGAGUUCUUCUAGGAAGAAUGUAGCAAAGUGUUCAGAAAUAUCUAGUUCUGUUAUAAAUGCAGUAAUUUCCACUAGUAAAGGAUGUUUUUUCCAAAGCUUUUUUUUCAGUUGUGCAAUAAUUUUAACAGUCUAGGGAGUUUGUUUGUUUCUCUUGGGUUGGUUUUUUGUUUUGUUUUAGUUUGGGUUUGAUUUUUCUUUAGGGAGUUUUGAGUGGUUUUUUAAAGAUAAUUUAAUGCAGAUUUCCUGUUAAUGUCCAAAAGACAAAUUAUUUUUCUUGUGUAAUGUAAUGAGUGAUUUAGGGAUUAUUUUAUUACUAUGUAUCAGUGAGUUAUACACACUUAUUUAUAUUUAAAGAGCAUCUUUGUAAGCAAUUGUUUGCUAGCAGGUAUAUUUUGCAGCAAGAAAUUAAAAAUGUUUCUAGGAAGACCUGGUUUUGCUGGAUAAUAUGCAAAAAAUUCAUAAUGCAGGCAAAAAUAUUUUUUGGCAGCUAAAUGCAAUGCGUUUGUUAUGGAGGAGAACUGUGUAGACUACAAAGAGUCUAGGUGACUAGUCUUUGGGACCUGCAGAAAUCUGUCUUCUGUUUUCCUCCUUUCUUUGUAACUAUACUUUGGUUGGGAGUGGCUUAAAAAUACAAGGCAUGGUUUGCUUUUUCUUGAAGUACAAGAUAAGGUGGGUUAUGUGAUAAGAGAGGCUAUAACACCAUGGGCUAUUUGUAAGGAGAUCAUUGUGUAGUUAGUAGGGUUUGGCGAUGGCAUAGUUCAGUGCCAGGUGGAGAUACAGGCAAACUAGCUUGGAAUAAGAUAAGGCACAAGGAAUGGUGUAGCAGUAGAAGCAUUUUCCUCUGCUCAGCCUUACAAUGCUCCUUCUUCAGCUGGGUUCAGCUGGCUCCAGCACAGCCACAAUGCUUCUGGCAGGUGCUGCACAGAGCUGAUGGAGCUGUGCCCUGACGUUGCCUGCAGCAGCUUUGCCUCUUCAAGACACUCCAUAGGAGACCUGUUGGAGCAGGUGUUCCUCCACUCAUCCUUCUAGGUCUACUCCAAGAGCAGUGUGAGGUUGCCAUGCAGUUUGGCUGCAACAGCAUUGGGCAGAGAAAGCCCUGAUGCCAGGCAGCAGCCAUGGUGUCCAUCUGAAGUGAGAAUCUGCUCUGCUGGUGUUGCAAAGGGAUGAAACCAAAAACCUGAUUCUUUUGAAAAAAUAAUGGUGAUAUCCUCGAAAUAGAUCUCCUAACAGAGUCUAAAAAUUGAUACUCAAAGUCUGGCAUAUAAAGAGUGGCAAAUUUUAGCUUGAAACAAGCUAAGUAUAUAUCAGUAAGAAUACAUGUUUCUGCAACAUCCUGAGAAACUAUGAAAAGGUGGGGGGUGACAGAGGAAGAAAAAAGGAAUUAUCACAUUAGCAAUUUUGCACUCAGUUCCAGAGAUCGCAGUAACAUGUGCCAUGGGCUCCCUGAAUAUCAGUAAAUCUGCACACAGGUUCAUUUCAGUGACAGAAGUUUUCUGUGAUGCAGCCACAAGUAAAACAGUGUUUUUAUGAAGAUGCGUGAAGGUCUACAGGUGUCAGGCAAGGAUAUCUAACUUUGCUGAAGCCUUCAGCCUAAACUUUCCAUAGGUCCAGCCUUUCCUUGAUGUGUCUUUUUAGUGUCCUCUCAGAAAUUACAAACAGAUUUUGGAGCUUGCCUGAUUGUUGCCUCAGACAAUUUCUGUGCAUUUGCUUUUUGCAGCCUGAUGUGUGUGAUCCUGUAUUACCUUGGUGCCCUCUUACCUCUCAGAAACAUUUUACAUCCUCAUAUAAAAAGAGCAGCAAGUGCAAAAACUGAUUUGAUGAAGUGAAAGGGAAGAGAAGACACAGUAAAUUUUUGUUAACUUUUAAGAAUGUGUUUCCCAGAGCAACAGUUUGGAAAUUGCACAUGUCUGCAGGGCCCAAAUUACUCCAGACCAGUAAAUCAGAGACUGGUAAGAGAUGAGACCCUUGUGUGGCAUGCUGACAGAGGGCCAACUUCCAACCUCACUACAUGGUUACACCAAGAGAGCAGAACCCAAACCAAAAUGUACUUCCCCAUUAUUGUGUGAUUAUAAGGUAAAGAUGACUUGUAUGACCCAUACAUCUACUCAAGGAAAUUAUAGAGCAUUAGACAACAGACAUGUUGACAGCUCCAUAUAACCCCCCUUGAAGAAUGCUAGAAGUAAAAUCCUGGCCACAGAGUAGUCAUUCAGAUUUUUGACUUGGUUAUUCCCCUUCCUAGGAUUUCAUCACAGGACAGGAGGGCAAGCUGUUUAUGUUAUUUAGGGAUUGGCAUAAUGGUUUUCCCAGUGUAAGAGAGCAAGUCAGCUAUACUGCUUACAAAAAUGGGGAAAUCCUAGUAGACAAAUUUUGUUUGUAUUCAUGUCCCUUCUCCUUCAAGGCACAAACCUUCAUUAGCAAAUACCAAUUUAGAGUUCUGCUGCCCUCAGGAGUAGUCUGCAGAGAGAUACCACAGGUCCUCUUUACAGGAUUGGAAUUUACAUGCACCAUUCUCAAAGGAAUAAAAUUAAUUACGACUUGUGAACAAUGGUCUAUGCGAUUCAUUUUGUCUUUGUAUUUAUUUAAUUUUCUUCUUAAAAAGUCCCACAGAGAUGUUUUAAGAUGAAAAGACUGCUUUCCCUCUUGCCUGAUGUCGCCGAAGUUGUAUCAGGAGUUUCUUUGGGCGGUUUGAUUGUUGCUGCAUCUUGAAAAUUUUUAAGGCAAAAGCAAUUAAUGAAACAAAAGAAUGAAAUGUGAUUCAGUGAAGCAGUUCUUGCUAAGAAAACAAAAAGCUUUACCCUUCAACUUUUGAUUUUGCAAAUGAAUCUGUAAGAGAAAUUUGUCUUUUAAGGCAAAUUGAUUGAUUGGGAGCACCAUGCAAGUGCACUGGUUUGCUGACACAGAGCUGACUGCAGGAUCACAACAUGAUUUUGUGAGACAAAAUUAAAUAAAUGAAAACACCAAACACUUACCUAUCCAGAGUGUUCAAUGAAAAAGUUAGAUGGUGUGAUGUCAAAGCCUGCCUGUCUGUUCUUAAUCCUUGCCCUCUGGUUUACAAUUUUAAAAUAUGGUCUGAUUCAGCAAUUCUAAAUCUUGACAAAGGUUGUCUAUUUUUGGAAUUUUAUCUGACUGGCCAAGUAGAUGGCUUAAGAUACAGAUAAAGAUUAAAGUAAUAAUAAAAGAGAAACAUUUUGGAACAGUGUACACACCUGAGUUGCAAGUAUUUCACAGGAAUAAUGCUCAGCCAGUAAUUCCUACCUAUGUUGUUUGAAGCUAUUUGUUCAGAACUUUUCUAACUUUCCCUUUGUUUCUAGUUUGCUUGAUACUUGUUUUGCCUUUGGUUGCUUUUCACUUCCAUUUCACUAUUUCUGCAUUCACUGCUUCUUUUUCUGUUUGUGUGUUGUGUGUUUGGGGAAGGGUAUGUCUGUUCAAGAUCUCGUUGUUUAUUGUAGAUAAAAUAUAUGGUGUUGUGGAAUAGCAUGGGGAUGCAUUGGGUUGAAAAGGCACUGUAGUGUUUCCUGAAAAAGAAGGGGAGUUGCAUUUGUUUAUAAAUGCAUUAUUUUGGUACUAUAAAUUUGAAAGUAAUUUGGGAUUUUUUUUCUUUUUUUUUCCUUUUUUCUUUUUUUUUUUCUUUUUUUUAAAUUUAAUGAGCAUAGAGUCAUGCAGGUGCAUGCAUUCUUAAGUGAGCAAGCCCAGCAUGUUUUUCUUGAGGCUUUGGAAAAUUUGGUACACCAUGUGUGAACUUCACUUACCUAAACUGCUUUUUAAUUCUAUUUUUUUGAAUCUCCUUUUUUUUUUUUCUCCCGAAUUUACCAUGGUAUACUUUGUUUCCAUUGUACCUAAAAACUACCCUGAUCUGCCUCUCCUUUUAUGUAUCUUGUGUAAUAGAUUUUGCAGGAGGUGCCUAGAAAGUAUUGUUGGUUUCGCUAUAAAAAUGUAGUUUGUCCAGAUUCUUUACUGUCUACAUGAUUGAGAGAUGGACUGAUUGCCCUAUUUUUCCUUGAUGAUUUGGAGUUGUAAGAGUUGUCCAGCUGUUGCUUAAUAAAAUUUUGCAGACUAGAAAGUUGCUGAUUUGUUUCUGUUGCAUUCUGCAUCUUGUCAAGCACACAUUAAGUACUUUUAAAGCAGAUGACAAAUCUGUGCUGGAACAACCUGAAUAAUAACCAGCCAGAUGCCAUUAUGCUUUCUCUUUUCAGUAACUGUACCCACAAGUUCCACUGAACCUGAUGCAUGAGCCCCAUCAUACCUUGUGUAAUUCACAUGGGAGGAUGGAUGGCAAAGAUUUUGUGGUGGUGAUGUUCCCAUCUGCCUGGAUAUCAGCUGAUUCUUGUGAUAUAUCUACCCUGUUUGCUUUCCUUUUUAAGGAAAUUGCUUUUGGGGUUUGUGGUAUUUCUCAUUUUGUCAUUGAUAAAUUGGAAACCUUAACAUCACCACAAGGGAUUUCCUCUGUCCUGUCACCUUUAACAACAGAAUAAAAUGCUAUGAUGGCCA
Molecule: messenger RNA, 21371 nt
Organism: Corvus hawaiiensis (hawaiian crow)
Lineage: Eukaryota; Metazoa; Chordata; Aves; Passeriformes; Corvidae
Gene: TULP4
Product: TUB like protein 4
Exons: 15
Coding region: 8417-13126 (1569 amino acids)
Molecular function (GO): protein binding
Source: RefSeq, a predicted model, not a curated record